This is a messenger RNA of Linum trigynum, 5760 nucleotides long. Lineage: Eukaryota; Viridiplantae; Streptophyta; Magnoliopsida; Malpighiales; Linaceae. The record is from the annotation of a GenBank genome assembly.
GAUAUCCGAAAAGACAUGGCAGGUCGUUGUGGAAUGAGGAAUUCCUCAUUACCACUCAGGAGGACGUUGAAGCCAUGGUCCAAUUUUUGACCACCAAUAAUAUUAAACAAGCGGAGAUGUUCGUUUACACCAAGGCGGUCGAAGGCGGUUAAGGUCAUUCCUCUGCCCGAAGCCUAAACCGCGCCCUCGGGGAAUGGUUACAAGGCUGAGACGCGGAUCGCUUCGGUGGUAGGCGGUUAGCCGUCGGCUCGCCUCCCAAUCGCACGGUUGCGUGGACCUCCAUGUGGAGGAGCGUUUUUCCAGCUGCCAUAUGAAGAACUGCCCGUUGCUCACACGGUUUGAAGGAGAACCGCCCCUUCGAGGUGCGGUUUUCGAUUAAUGGUGGUACUUUUGGGAUUUUGUUGGGUCGGGUGGUAGUUUUGUAAUGUUUUUAAACAAUUGUAGUUGGGAAAAAAUCCUUGUUCUUUGGGGUCUGGGGAGAUGAGAGGAAGAGAGAGAGAGAGAGAGAGAGUGAGAGGGAGGGACGUUGGUAGGGAUGUGCAAUGGGUGGUUUGGGUGAGUAUUUGGGCAAAAUCCACCCACUCAUUGUUAUGGUGGGUGGGUGACGGCGGAUGGUGGAUGGAUUUGGCGGUUUUGGCAGGUCAAAUUAUUUUUAAAUAAUUAGAUAAUAUGAUUCAUAAAAGUUUUCAUAAAACUAAUUGAAUAUCAAUGAUACAAUCAAUAAAAUUGAUAGCUAUUAAACGUAGUUUAUUGUAUAAUCUAACACCAAUGAAUAUAAAAUAUUUUAUUGAUAGUUAUUAUAUUUUAAAGUAAUUGAUUUUUAUGUUAUAAAUCAAGUAAAAUCUACAAAAUAUCAUUGUAGUUUGAUUGAAUCAAGCACGAGUGAAGUUUUGAGAAAAAAAUGUGUUUUAUUAUAUAAUGUGCAUUAAUGAUUUAAUAUAUCAUGUGAUUUAAUCCCUUCCUUUUUUCCUUGUUUUAUAUAAUAAUUUUUUUUAUUAUUAUUAUACCUAAUUAAAAGUUGCAGGACAUAACCGUCAAUUCAACCGUUCAUUUAAUAUGGUCGAACCUGCACUCAAACGCCGGGGUGUAACAAUCUGGGCAUGGGGUUAAUCCAUUAGAGGUUAGGGUAUAGUAUCAUACCCCAAACUUGGUUUAAUUCAUGGUCUAGUACACCAGUCAGACCCAACAUUAUACAAAGUUAGAAACCGCAUCAAUGUUUGAGAAUCCAAAAUUCAAAAGCUAAAUAAUUAUUCUUCUAAUUAUUAAUCAUUCAGUCUUCUAGCAUGGUAUUAUAGCUCUUCUAACCCUCUGCUCUCUUUCUUCCUCUUGUCUCUCGUUUUACUUCUUCUUCUCCAGUUUUUCUCCGUCCUUCUAUGGAGGUACACUCUUCUUCUUCUUCUUCUUCUUCUUCUUCUUCUUCUUCUUCUUCUUCUCCAAUGAUGUGAUUCUUUACCACCACGUUUCAAUUUCGGAUCCCGUGAGUCCAUUCUUCAUACAUCCUUCUGAGAAUUGGGAGCAAUGUCUUGUUUUUCAACCCCCGGAUGAAGGAAAUUUCUCCAAUUGGGAGCGCUCCAUAGUGCUCGGUAUGGAUGGCAAGAACAAACUCGAUUUCUUAAAUGGGAAAAUUUAUCAACCAUAAGAUGAUUCUCCUCUGUUUGAGCCUUGGAGUUUGUUUAACCAUAAAAAAUCAGCUUGUACAACAUCGUUCAAUUAUCAUAAAUUCAAUGGAUUUAUAAGGCCAACUCAACAUUAGACUUGUGACACUUGCGAUGUGAGGAUCUUACCAUGAAUGGCAAGUAACAAGGCAUGUGGCUGGGUCUAUGGAGGCCCUUAUGCUCGGUUGAUUGGUGGGUAUACCAUACCACUUUCAUGGCAUGAGUAGCUGACUGGGUGUCUGACAUGGAUUGUUUACCAUCCAUGACACCCACUCCAAUUGGGCCUAAAUGUAGAAAGAUCGAGGUGGAUGUUAUAAUGCAUAGAAUCUCGAGCCAUGUGCCUCCUCCCUUUCGGACAUGAGGUGUCAAAUAGUUCAAGGUUAACCGACCACCAUGAUGGUCAGCAUGGCAACCCUUCCUCGCCUUCAGCUAGUCACAAUAUCAUCUUGAUGUCUUAUGGGCAUGGUUUUCAUAGCUAACUAGGACAUGAAUGAGUAUCUCAAUUGGCAAAUAAGGCGUUGGCAGUAGAGAUCGUGAAGUCAACAUGCCUUGAAUUUGUAUCUCGUACUUGCCAUGAGGUAGAGUUUGAGUCGGAAAAGGAAAGACAAGGAGACUAAGAGCCAUGUUCUCUUAAGCCUCGCUAAUGAGCUAGCAAUGGAAUAACUGGUGGAUUGGCCACAUUCAAGCUGGCCAAAUAAGUUAAUGAUAUAAGUCCUUGUCCCAACCAAGUGUGGUGCUUGCCUGCCUGGUCAAGUCAGAUUUGGGGGGGGGGGGGGGGGGGGAUGAUUCAUAAUUUUCAGCCUCUCAUCCUGUUGGCUACUGGAAAAAGGGGCGAUCAUGAUUCGGGUGAUGACAAGGGGACACAAGAUUGUGUUAGUUGGUUUGCGGGCCGAGUACGGAGGUUUAGCAGCUUAGGAUUACUAGCCCUAAUCAUUUGCCUAGAUUUAUAACUUGAAAAAUCGAUCAAGAGUUUUGUUUUCGUUGAUUAGGCCAGUAUCACGCCCGCCCAAGCUUUAUACACAAAAGGAGCCUAAUAGGAGAAGGAAAUAAAAAACUUCCUCAUGUUUUCUCCAUUCAACAGUGAGCUGGGACAUUAAAAAAAAGGGGACAAAUCAUAAAUUUUAGCAUCCUGGCCUACUGGUACCUAAACAAUCACUAGAGUUCCUCUAACUUGCGACUUUGUAAGCCGGGUAGGAAGAAAGGUUGAGAAGGUUUAUUUGGUUUGGCUUGGCGGCCUCGGAAAGAGGCACAAUUUAUUUGUGGGACUGUGGCAGGGCGUGUAAAAGAAAAGGUUUGGAAUGAAAUCCUCCAAGAGAAACAAUUCAUGGUUUGGCCAUAGAUUAUUUACAAGGCGAACCACUUUGUUCCCCAAAUGCUUUCCUUUGUCAAGGCUACAAAAUAAUGAAAUUUCGCUAAUUAAGUUAGUCUACCUUGAAAAUGGCUUAUGAGUGGUAUAUGUCAGUGUUGACUUGGUGUUUAAAGCAUGAGUUUGGCUUUGGUAAUGACGAAAUCAAAUUAAUCUCUUAGAUGGUCGAGUUGUUGGGGCCAUUUGUUUACCCAUUAAAAAAAUUAGCUUGUACCACAUCGAUUAAUUAUCAAAGAUUCAAUGGAUUUACAAGGCCAACUACAUUAGUAAUUAAAUGAGCUAGAUGAGCCUUAUUGGGUUGGAUUUUUGAGCGUUAGUGGCCAACCUCACUAUUUCGGGCCUAGUGGCCGGCCGCCCCCAUAGUCCAUUGGAGCCAACAGGGUACCAAACUGGUAAGGCAGACUUGGUACCAAUACAUGAAAAUUGGCUAAGUACAGAUUCAACAUGGUACCAAGCCGUCCAGGCAGACCUUGUACCAAGACACAAGGGGGUUCCAAGCCGGCAAGGCAGGCCUGGUACCAGAAUAUUAAAAUUAGCUAAUUAUGGAGCCAACAGGGUACCAAGCUGACAAGGGAAGCGUGGUACCAAGACACCAAGGGGGGUACCAAGUCGACAAGGCAGGCUUAAUACCAAGAUGUGAAAUUCGGUUAAAUCUGGAGUCAACAGGGUACCAAGCAAACAAGGCAGACUUGUCUAGUUACCAAGUUGGUAAAACAAGUUGGGUAGCCAAGCAAAGGGAUACCAAGUCGACAAGACAUGCUAGGUAUCGAGUUGCUAAAUCUCCCAAAAAUUAAGUAUGGUGAUCAAACUGGAAGGGUGCCAACCCUAUGAGGUGACAAGGUGGCCAGAUGAGAUGGCAACCUGAUUGGGUACCAGGUCGCCAUAGACCAUCCAUAGGCGUGGGCGCUGGUCGACUAGGAUACCGAGGCUGAGCUAAGAUGUUGUCAAUUUGAUAAUGACUUGGUGUAGAGCCCCUUAGGGGUCCAUAUGGAGACUAAGUCCUGAGACAGACUUGGUGGCCCCUAACGGGUACCAAGCCUACAUGGCGGCAAGGUAACAACUUGAUGUGAUUCCAAAAACUAAGUAUGGAGACCAAGCCGGCAGAGCUGGCUUGGUAGCAGGGGCCGACAUGACUAGCUUGGUAGCACAGGGGUCAAACCGGAGAGGUCAAGACUUCUUCUUGGAGCAAGGCGAAGAGCUUCAACCUCAACCGAACCAUUAAAAAUAUCAAACACCCUCGUUCAAACAUUGUUUGGAGAGGAGUGAACCGUGUUUAGAAUCGUUGUUCAAGAAUUCAAAGGUGCAAAGCAUUAAUAUCAAACACCAGAUUUUCCUCGUCGGAAAAUAGAGCCGCAACAACAAACUUCUAUUAAGAUGGAUCCAACAUUCUGUCAAUUCUACAAUUGUUGAGAGCAUUCUUUACUUCUACACUACAAUCGGUGCUUAGACAGUUGAGAGAGCAAUUCUCUCAAGGCGACUCCUUUUGCAUCGUUGAUCUUCACGACUCUAUCUUCUAGAUUAAGCAAGGUAUAAUGUCCAUAUCCCAAUACUACUAUAAGCAAAGAGCUUUAUGUGAUCGGUUAGUGAAUUAUAGGUUCAUACCUGACUGCGACUAUGGAAUUACUUGUCAUUGCAUCCUAGCUUCCUUGAGAAAGUAUUAUGGAACAAUCCAAGUACCACAUCUGAAAUACAAGGGAAAGUAGCCUUGUAUAUUAGUGUCCACGAAUAGCAUUAGUACGAGGUCUUUUGGGAAGGACACCCAAAAUUAAAAUUGAGGUGGCUUGGCCCAAAGCGGACAAUUUCGUCCUAAUGGAGCAUCCCAACUUUGACAAGUGGUACCAUAGUCUGGUUUGGUGAGGGGCGGUGGGUGUUAGUUUGGUGGACCCUCAUUCUGUGACCUUCGAAUUUGAGAUAUGUUUCUGUUUGGUGGAUCCAUGAGAGAUCCACAUAUGUUUGGUGGAUCAAAUGGUAUGUGUUUGUCUAGUAAAUCAAAGGUGAUUUACAUCUGGCUUGGCGGAUAAAGAUAACUGCUAAGGGAGGACACAAAAUUCGUGGUCCUUGUCUUGAAGGGAGGAUUGUUAUGGGACAAUCCAAGUACUACAUCAUAAAUACAAGGGAAAUGACCCUUGUAUAUUAGUGUCCACCAAGCUCAUUAGUACGAGGCCUUUUGGGAAAGAUACCCAAAAAGUAAAACCGUGCGUGUUUGGCACAAAGCGGACAAUAUUGUAUUACUGGAGCUACCCAAUUUUGACAAGUGGUAUCAGAGCCUGGUUAGGUGUCUGGCGGUGGAUGUCAGUUUGGUGGACCCACAUUUUGUAAACUUAGGAUUUGAGAUCUACGUCUGUUUGGUAGAUCCAGUAGAAAUCCACGUAUGUUUGGCGGAUCAAAGGAGGUCUGCGUAUGUCUGGUAGAUCAAAGGUGAUUUACAUAUGGUCUGGCGAAUCAAGAUAAUCGUUGAGGGGAUGACACGAAGUACGUGGUCCUUGUCUUGAGGGGAGGAUUGUUAUGGGACAAUCCAAAUACUACAUCGGUAAUACAAGGGAAGGGACCCUUGUAUAUAAGUGUCCACCAAUCUCAUUAGUACGGGGCCUUUUGGAGAGGAUACCCAAAAGUAGCCUUGUAUAUUAGUGUCCACCAAGAUCAUUAGUACGAGGACUUUUGGGAGGACACCCAAAAGUAAAACCAUGAUGUCUUAGCCCAAAGCGGAAAAUUUUGUCCUAAUGAAGUUGUCCAACUUCG